CAAGCGCAUGCUUCCAUACCCCGUUAAACUCAUCUCCUGUCCAACCUCUCACAGACCUGUCUCCCUUGCUCUCCAUUCACUUCUUCCACGAGAUACGCAAAAGAAAUCACAAAUGACUGACCAAAAACCAGAAGCCACCAAAGUGGCUUAUCAAGUCCCCCAUGACUCCCUUCCCACCGCCGUCGCCCCACAGCCGUGGCGUAACAAUAAGUUUGCCAUGGCUUGCGGCGCGCUCGCCUCCAUGACCACCAUCGUCUUAGGCUAUGAUAUUGGAGUGAUGAGCGGUGCUGCAAUAUUCAUCCAAGACGACUUCCACGUGAGUGACACGGAGAUAGAAAUCCUCCUCGGCAUCCUCAACAUCUCCUCCCUCAUUGGCUCCCUCGCCGCCGGCAGGACAGCCGACUGGAUCGGCCGCCGCUACACCAUCGUCUUUGCCGCUGGCAUCUUCUUUGUUGGCGCAAUCCUGAUGGGCCUCGCCCCCAACUACGCCUUCCUCAUGGUCGGCCGCUUCAUCACCGGCAUCGGCGUCGGCUACGCCGGUGUGAUCGCCGCCGUCUACACUGCCGAGGUUGCCCCCGCCUCCUCCCGUGGCUUCCUCGUCUCCUUCCCGGAGGUCUUCAUCAACUUCGGCAUCCUCGUCGGCUACCUCUCCAACUUCGCCUUCGCCAGGCUCCCGGAGCACUUGAGCUGGCGGCUUAUGCUCGGCGUCGGCGCCAUCCCCUCCGUCUUCCUUGGCAUCGGCGUCCUUGCCAUGCCGGAGUCUCCCCGGUGGCUUGUCAUGCGGGGCAAGCUCGCCGCGGCAAAGAAAGUCCUCGCCAAGACCUCCGACACCCCGGAAGAAGCCGAGGAACGCCUCCUCGACAUCAAGAACGUUGCCGGCAUCCCCGCCGACUGCAACGACGACGUGGUCGCGGUCCAGAAGCAAAGCCACGGCAAGGGAGUGUGGAAGGAGCUCUUCCUGAGGCCAACGCCGUCGGUCCGCCGUGUCUUGAUAUCAGCGAUGGGAAUCCACUUCUUCCAGCAGGCCUCCGGUAUCGACUCUGUGGUGCUGUACAGCCCCCGAGUCUUUCAAAAAGCCGGAAUUUAUGACAAAGACAAGCUGCUCGGUACGACGGUGGCGGUCGGAUUCACCAAAACUCUGUUCAUCCUGGUGGCAACCUUCCUGUUAGACCGUGUUGGGCGGCGACCUUUGUUGUUGAGCAGCCAAGGAGGGAUGAUAGUGUCUCUGGCCGGGCUUGGGCUCGGGCUCACCAUCAUCGAUCACCAUCCGAAUGGGCAGCUCCCAUGGGCCAUCGGGCUCUGCAUCGCAUCGAUAUUGGCCUUUGUCGCCUUCUUUUCGAUCGGUAUGGGGCCAAUGCCUUCGGUGUAUUGCUCAGAGAUCUUCCCACUGAGGCUAAGAGCACAGGGGGUGAGUGUAGGGGUGGUUGUGAACCGGGUGACAAGUGGUGUGAUCACGAUGACCUUUUUAUCACUCUACAAAGCCAUUACGAUCGGUGGGAGCUUCUUCUUGUAUGCUGGGAUCGCGGCGGUGGGAUGGGUUUUCUUCUUUACUUACUUGAAGGAGACCAGAGGGAAGACUCUGGAGGAGAUGGAGAAUUUGUUUGGAACGAAAACAGAAGAGGAGGAGGAUGGAGAAGUUCAGAUGGCGAAUGGAGCUGGGAGAGGGAGUACUGGGAAAGAUUGAUAACUUCAGGGUGUUUUCUGUAAAAUAAUUAUGGAGAAGGUGAAACCUUAGUAGGAAAGACUUAAGCUGGAAAUUGUGACGAAAAGAGAUGCGGAGGGUUCGGUGGGAAGAUUAACGGGGCCCACGAGGGCUUUGGGGUUGAUGGGGAUAAGAUAACGUUUUUUUUUACUUUAGGGGAAAGUAAAAAAAAAGCUGCAUAAUUAUGGGAAGUCUUGUACGGUGGAUCUGUCAUCGAUGUCAUGUUCCAAGUCCGUUUGAUUGGAAGGAUUCAAAUGAAAGACGAAAGCGGAGAAGGAUAUUUGAGCAUUUUGCCGUCAACCAAGCAAACACUGGAAUACUAUUAUGUUUGUACAUGGAUCCUCUGUGAGGAAGGGGCUUUCUUAGGGCGGUUGUCAAACCAGCAAAAUUAUUUUAUGGUGUCUAUUUGAGCAGCCGCCUUUCCUAUAUUUGUCCUUUCUUGGCUUUAUCUCAUGACAAACAUUGUUGUUAAAUCGUGAAGUGGACGUAGUUUCUACCGGUAGGGACAUCGUGACGCUUUCUUUAGCUAUUUGUUAUCUCAAAGCAGGUCGGCAGCACAUACUUUAAGGAAUACAGGGUGUCCGAGACGCAAGGCAUUCGGACGCAGGUUUUAUGCUACCUUUCAUUCCAUGUAUCCAGGAGAGCGCCGUGCAGCUAACUUUGAAUUAAUCGAAUAGUCCAAGGGCAAUCCACUUGGUCUG
Elaeis guineensis (African oil palm) is the source of this 2403-nucleotide messenger RNA. The record is from RefSeq and is a predicted model, not a curated record. Lineage: Eukaryota; Viridiplantae; Streptophyta; Magnoliopsida; Arecales; Arecaceae.